GAUUCCGCGAAAUUGUUUCUCGGGAGUGCGAGGACACAGCAGCGGCGGCGGCGGCGGCGGCAGCAAAGCAGGAAAAACGAGGAGGCGUGCGGAGGAACAAUGAAAUGGACGCAUUAAAUUAGAUAUUGUGGAAGCUGGUUGACGGAGGAUUUGGGGAGAGGGGCAACUCUCUCUACUGAUUUGUGUUUUUGUCUUCGUCUGAACGUCCCACUCUUGACGGGACAGUCACAUUGACGCCGACACGUGUGUGGAUGAUCGCGCACGCCACCUCGCUCUGAUCCUCUCCUGAUUUUUUUUUUUUUUUUUUGCAACACUUUCACCACCAGCAGUCACUCUUCCUGCGGUCAUCAUGUCCGAGGUCUCUGCGGACCUCGUCCCCGCGCGACCUGCACCCACGGUCCGGACGGACGAUGCGCUCAAAGAGAACCAAGAGCACCGAACUUUGCUGAUGGUGGCGAGAAUUCUGUUGGACUUGAACAAAUGUCGGCCCGACGCCGAGGAGAAGGAGAAGCCGGUCGAGAGCAAGAGGAGGGCGGAGGAGCCGCAGGAGUCCUCCGACAAGAGGCACUGCUGCCCCUUUAACGGCUGUGGCAAGAUGUACGGAAAGUCGUCCCACCUUAAAGCCCACCUAAGGGUGCAUACCGGCGAGCGUCCAUUCGAGUGCACCUGGCCGGCCUGCGGCAAGAAGUUCUCGCGGUCAGACGAGCUGACCCGCCACUACCGCACCCACACGGGCGAGAAGCGCUUCACCUGCCCCCUGUGCGACAAGUGCUUCAUGAGGAGCGACCACCUGACCAAGCACGCCCGUCGCCACGCCGGCUUCCAUCCCAGCAUGCUCCAGGGCGCCGGCGCCUCCAAGAGACGCCACUGCUCCGUCUCCGUGUCAUCAUCUGAUUCCGGAGACCAAAGCCCUCAGGGGAUGUAAAUUGGGGCCAACACACACACACACACACACACACACGGACACACCCACUCAUGUGCCACCGCCCACGAUCACAGAGGUUUUCUCAUGUGUCAAGCUUCCAUUCUUGACCAAUGUGAGAGGUAUUUUUUCAAAAUUGUUCAUCAGGGUGAAUUAUUUCUAAUCAUUUCUGAAUGUCAGUGUGUGUGUGUGUGUGUGUGUUUUUUAAAGGUCCCAUAUUUUGACCAUUUAAACCUUCAUAGAGUGACUCUGUAACACGGACUUAGUAUAAAAGUAACAAUUUCAUUUAAAAAAAACACCUUGGUUUUGUCAUACAAGUGUCCAGAAAAAGGCCCCUCUGACACCUACUUGUGUUUGAUCCAGUUUUGUAUCCACUUUGUCCAUAUUUGGCUAAGCCCGUCGCCUUUCCUCUCAUUGGUUGCCUGCGUGUUGAAGACCCGUGAAGCGGAGAGGGAGGUGGAGAUCUUCGCUAGUGACGUAAAUAAGCUCGAGAAAUUCGAAUGACCUGAUUUCAGGCCUCUCGGCAGAAAAACGUCUGGAACUCAGGAAUCUGUGGACGUUUUUAAUUCAUAUUUCACACAUUUACUGAGGCACCAUACAGCCAAUAUUACAUCCCAAAUACUAGAAAAAGAUGGUUUGGUAAAAUAUGGGACCUUUAGACAAAUACAACCCCAAUUCAAAUGAAGUUGGAACGUUGUGUUAAACAUAAAUAAAAACAGAAUACAAUGAUUUGCAAAUCAUGUUCAAUCUAUAUUUAAUUGAAUACACUACAAAGACAAGAUAUUUAAUGUUCAAACUGAUAAACUUUAUUGUUUUUAGCAAAUACUAAUUAACUAAUCGAACAUGAUUUGCAAAUCAUUGUAUUCUGUUUUUAUUUGUUUAACACAACGUCCCAACUUCAUUGGAAUUGGGGUUGUAUAACAUCAGGCAGCACGAUAAAAUGGUGGUUAUUAGUCUGCCUAGUAGUUCUGAGGUUCUGGGUUCGAAUCUUGUGUGAGGGUUUUCAUGUUCUCCCCGUGUUUGUGUGGGUUUUCUCGGUAUGCCGGCUUAGCUCCCUCAUUCCAAAAAAUGUGUAUUUUAGCUUUAUUGGAGACUUAAUUGUACAUAGGUGUGAGCGUGAAUGGUCGUCGGUUUAUCUGCGCCCUGCGAUUGGCUGACGACAAGUCAAGGCUGUACCCGACCUGUCGUCAAAAGUCAGCUGGGAUAACACUAGACAUUGGAUGGCUAAUAUACCAUCCUGGUAUGUAUAGUUGUCAGCAACACUAUCUUUACUAGAGGAACUCGGCUCAGCUCCACCAGGACUGAAAGGGAAUGAGUAUUAUAAAUAUGCAUAUGUAUAGUAGAGCACUAUUACCAUGCACACAGAGGAAAGCUCGAUUAUUUAGCCUUUAGUUAUUAGAGAGAAAUGAGACAAUUAUCUAGAAUCCAGCCAAUUACAAAGGGACUUCAUAUGAAGAAACAUACGAGCAUAAAAAUGCAUAAAAAAUAAUUUCACUAGACUUUGCUAAGACAAGCCAUCCUAAUGCCAAUUGUGAAGUUGUGAUGCAGGUUGUGACUCAUGACAUCACAAUCAAACAGGUCUUCACUUGAGGUCUGUGCCUUCUGGAGGUUGUUUUCCCCUCCUUGCCACUAUCGAAAUGAAUUAUUAUGAUAUUAUAAUCUUCACACUGAUAUUCAGCAAUUUAGUGAAUAUAAAGUGAAUUGUCGCAGACCAACAGUGCCAGCCAGAUGGACUUAUUUGUCCAUACAUUGUAUUUUGUCAGGGGCGUUUCAAUGAACAUUUUGCACCUCCCAGUGGUGAUGUUGAAGCACAACAUGUCACCUUUCUAUCUGGCUGGGACUUUCAUUAUUUAGUUCAGAAGUCACUUCCAUCUUGUAGCAUGUGUCUUUGUAUUUGUUCAGUACACUGAGUUUUUCAUGGUGAUGGUUUUAUAUAAUUAAUGAGGUCGAGAGGGGGUAAUACUCCACUACACGAGCUACAAAUAUUAUUUGUAUUUUUUUUUUUAAGCUCUUACACUGGCUAAGAGUGGAAAUGUUUUUUUUCUUUCUGUAAUUAUGACAUCUGUGAUUCAAUGUUGGUGCCUUUCAGGUUGAAGCCCUUAUGAUUCUACUGUAAUGAGGGUCACUGAAGACCCUAUAUUAAUGCUUUAGACAUAGCAUUGUAAUAAUUAAGUUUUUAACAUUAAAAAUGGUCUUUCUAA
This is a messenger RNA of Phyllopteryx taeniolatus (common seadragon), 3123 nucleotides long. RefSeq names its product Kruppel like factor 9 (gene klf9). NCBI's taxonomy places the organism in Eukaryota, Metazoa, Chordata, Actinopteri, Syngnathiformes, Syngnathidae. Bases 350 to 925 code for a protein of 191 amino acids. Gene Ontology annotation, biological process: regulation of transcription by RNA polymerase II. Gene Ontology annotation, molecular function: DNA-binding transcription factor activity, RNA polymerase II-specific; RNA polymerase II cis-regulatory region sequence-specific DNA binding. The transcript is spliced from 2 exons. The record is from RefSeq and is a predicted model, not a curated record.